Molecule: messenger RNA, 1643 nt
Organism: Lindgomyces ingoldianus
Lineage: Eukaryota; Fungi; Ascomycota; Dothideomycetes; Pleosporales; Lindgomycetaceae
Product: 26S protease regulatory subunit 6A
Exons: 4
Coding region: 151-1557 (468 amino acids)
Biological process (GO): proteasome-mediated ubiquitin-dependent protein catabolic process
Cellular component (GO): proteasome regulatory particle, base subcomplex
Molecular function (GO): proteasome-activating activity; ATP hydrolysis activity; ATP binding
Source: RefSeq, a predicted model, not a curated record
CAGCUUCCCCCGUCAACACGGGCACCCUCACCCAAACCGGCUGCAACACUCUCCUAAACUGGUAGCACCCCACCUCCCUCUCCCCCAAAUCAACCAUAUUUGCACCCUCCUAUCUCCCAAUCCCAGCCUCCUCAGAAUACCUCCACCGCAAUGUCAACACUUGAAGACCUCGAUGAUCUCGAGCGUGAGCAGAAGGAAGAUAAGAAGGAUGAGAAGAAAAAGAGUGGCGAUGGCGAUGGGAAAGACGGCAAGAAGUCCGACGGAGAUGCGGAAAUGAAAGACGCAGAGCCUGAGGAGGAUGAGGAGGAGGAGGAGGUCCUCGACGAGGAGAUUCUUAAUCUGAGCACGCGAGACAUCAGCGCACGGCGGCGGCUGCUUGAGAAUGACAUGCGGAUCAUGAAGAGCGAGUUCCAGCGGUUAACGCACGAGAAAGCAUCCAUGAACGAGAAAAUCAAGGACAACAUGGACAAGAUCGAGAACAACAGGCAACUCCCAUAUCUCGUUGGCAACGUCGUCGAGAUACUAGAUCUUGAUGUGACGGCGGAGGCGGUUGAAGAAGGAGCAAAUAUUGACCUUGACGCCACCAGGGUCGGCAAAUCCGCCGUCAUCAAAACCUCGACGCGACAGACCAUCUUCCUCCCUCUCAUUGGUCUCGUAGAUCACGAGAAACUCAAGCCGGGCGACCUCAUCGGAGUAAACAAGGACUCCUACCUUGUUCUCGACACACUGCCAGCCGAGUAUGACAGCAGAGUCAAGGCUAUGGAGGUCGACGAGAAGCCUACGGAGAAGUACACAGAUGUUGGUGGCUUGGACAAACAGAUUGAAGAGCUUGUAGAAGCUGUGGUAUGGCCUAUGAAGGAGGCUGAGCGCUUCAAAAAGAUUGGCAUCAAGGCCCCGAAAGGUGCUUUGAUGUACGGCCCUCCUGGUACAGGUAAAACACUUCUUGCCCGAGCGUGUGCAGCCCAAACCGACGCUACUUUCCUCAAACUCGCUGGUCCUCAGCUCGUUCAGAUGUUUAUCGGAGACGGUGCAAAACUUGUGCGAGACUGUUUCGCCCUAGCUAAGGAGAAGGCACCAUCGAUUAUCUUCAUCGACGAGCUGGAUGCCGUUGGCACCAAGCGUUUCGAUUCUGAGAAGUCUGGUGACAGAGAAGUACAGCGAACCAUGUUGGAACUGCUCAAUCAACUCGAUGGGUUUGCUUCCGAUGACCGUGUCAAGGUUCUUGCUGCCACAAAUCGCGUUGAUGUUCUAGAUCCUGCUCUGCUUCGAUCAGGUCGUCUGGACAGGAAGAUCGAGUUCCCACUACCAAACGAAGAGGCCCGAGCACAGAUCCUUCGGAUUCACUCGAGGAAAAUGACCGUUGAUGAUGGAGUGAACUGGCCGGAGUUGGCACGUAGUACUGACGAGUUUGGCGGGGCACAACUGAAAGCUGUGUGUGUCGAGGCAGGAAUGAUUGCUCUCCGGUUAGGCCAGCAGAAAAUCAGUCACGAGCACUACGUCGAUGCCAUUGCAGAAGUUCAGGCCAAGAAGAAAGAUACAGUCAAUUUCUACGCGUAGUGGAGUCGUCAUGGCAGGCUUUGGUUGCAUCCAUGCGCUGCUUACCGCUGCGCUGUACUCAUAAUCAAUAGACAGUAGCAAACAUG